Messenger RNA from Bipolaris victoriae FI3, 846 nucleotides. RefSeq lists its product as hypothetical. Gene Ontology annotation, molecular function: O-methyltransferase activity. The transcript has 4 exons. NCBI's taxonomy places the organism in Eukaryota, Fungi, Ascomycota, Dothideomycetes, Pleosporales, Pleosporaceae. The coding region runs from base 1 to 846 and encodes 281 amino acids. The record is from RefSeq and is a predicted model, not a curated record.
AUGGCAGUUGUCCUCCCCUCGAACACAGAUACUCCUGUGGGAGGUACUUCGAAGUACUUCAACACCGAUGCACUCGUCGACGGCUCGGCACCUAAAGUCGCAAACAGUGCUGGCUUCUUCAAUGCCACUGUCGCAGCCAAUCAUGAUCAAGGUGCUGAAGAGCUUGCGCUAUUGAAAUACGUAUACAGCCGCCCGGAUCUAGAACAAAUACGCGGCAACCCAGAUGCGGUCUGCAACGCCAUUGACGACUUCGCUGCCACGAUCCCGCGGGGGUCGAUGACCAUUGGCUUAGAGAAACGCAAAUUCAUAACGAAACCUCUCACUACCGCUGAGCCAGCACCAACCCUGUUUCUCGAAUUUGGCUCCUAUGUUGGCUACUCUGCCAUCUGCCUUGCUAGUCGUGUUCGCUAUAUAUCAUUCGAAAAGAACCCCAUAAUCGCAGCCGUUACUGCCAGUCUUGCCGAUCUAGCAGUUUUACGAGACUUUGUCACCAUACAUGUUGUUUCAGCUUCGGGGUCGUUGGCACGCCUCGUCAAGGAGGGAACAGUGUCAGAAAGCACUGUUGACUUCAUGCUUCUGGAUAAUUGGAAAGACUUUUAUAUUGCCGAUUUGCAACUGUGCGAAAAGCUUUCCUUACUCAAAUCUGACUCUGUUGUUUUAGUUGAUAACAUCAUCUUCCUGGGUGCCCCGGAGUAUCUAGCAUAUGUCCAGGUGGGUAAGGCGGAGGCCUCACCAGAUGGAUUUAGCUAUGCGACUGAGACAGCAGAUUUCACCCUUCCUUUCGGUGGCCCUGUAAGUAACAUAUUCCUAAAGUUAUACCGCUAUUUAGCGAUCUUGCAUCAUUAA